UCUUUCUACGUUUUUCUCGGCAGCCAAUCAAAGUAGGUGACAGAAAGUCAAUUAACAACUGGACCUAACUUAUCUACAAUUGUCUAUUUUGACCAAUAAAAAAACGCUAACAGAAUUUGUGAAGUCUUUUAAGCCUCUUUCUUUUACAUGAAAACUGAUAUGAAACGUCUCUGACUUAAAUAGCAUUAAUUUAUAAUCAGAAAUCAGACUAAAUGUGUUCGUUUUCUUGACUCUGAUUCAUCUCUUAUACUCAUUUUCAUGUAGAUGUGACCAAGAUUUGCUGAAACAAAUUCACUUUUCAGCUUCGAUAUAGUUUAACCAGUUAGCUGCAUCACUUUUUCACUGAGAAAAUGAGUGACAAGAUGAAUCUCUGGUGUGUUUUCUCUGCAAUUGUCUUGUUGGGAACAUGUUUCUUGCCUAUUAUAGCCGACCCAGUUGGAGAUAAACAAGCAUUACUGGAAUUUCUUGAUAAUAUUCAUCAUCCACACUCUCUCAAUUGGCAUGAAAACAGCUCAGUGUGCAGUUUAUGGACUGGAGUGACAUGUAAUAAAGAUAAUUCUAGAGUUAUAGCCCUCAGGUUGCCGGGAAUUGGAUUGCGAGGUUCUGUCCCAUCCAACACCAUUAGCCGAUUAUCUGCACUACAAAAUCUGAGUCUGAGAUCCAAUAGUAUCUCAGGUUCAUUCCCUUCUGAUUUCUCAAAACUCCAAAAUUUGUCCACUCUCUACCUCCAAUUCAACAACUUCUCCGGUCCAUUGCCUUCAGAUUUCUCAGUUUGGAAGAGUCUUACAGUUACUGAUCUUUCAAACAAUUAUUUCAAUGGGAAUAUCCCUUCUUCACUCUCAAAUUUGACUCGCCUCACAUUCCUGAAUCUUGCUAACAACUCGCUUUCGGGUGACAUUCCUGAUCUCAACAUUCCCAGUUUGCAACAGCUAAAUCUAUCCAACAACAACCUCACUGGAAGUGUGCCUCCCUCUCUUCAAAGAUUUCCAAGUGGGGCAUUUGUUGGUAACCAUGUUUCCCCAGAAAUUGCCCUUCCUCCAGCUCCUCCAAUUCAACCACCAAAUGAACAACCAACAAGGAGAAAAAGCACAAAAUUGAGUGAACAUGCAUUGUUGGCAUUAAUUAUAGGGGGUUGUGCAUUGGGGUUUGUGGUAGUUGUUCUUUUGAUUUUCUAUUGCUAUUCUGACAAAGGAGGUGAAGAUGGGUUGCCAGUGAAAUCACAAAAGAAAGAGAAGUCACUGAAGGCCGGGGCCUCUGAGAGCCAAGAUAAGAACGGCAGUCUUGUGUUCUUUGAAGGUUGUAAUCUCGUCUUUGAUUUGGAGGAUUUGCUGAGAGCCUCUGCUGAGGUGCUUGGAAAGGGAACAUUUGGGAUAACCUAUAAAGCGGCAUUGGAGGAUGCAACCACAGUGGUGGUGAAGAGGCUGAAGGAAGUGAAUGUGGGAAAAAGGGAGUUUGAACAACAAAUGGAGGUGGUGGGGAAUCUAAAGCAUGAGAAUGUGACUGCAUUAAGAGCAUAUUACUAUUCCAAGGAUGAGAAGCUUAUGGUUUAUGAUUAUUAUGGUCAGGGAAGUGUCUCGGCAAUGUUACAUGGUAGAAGAGGGGAGGGAAAGACGUCUUUAGAUUGGAAGACACGAGUGAGAAUCGCAAUUGGUGCAGCAAGAGGUAUAGCUCAUGUUCAUACACAAAAUGGUGGGAAAUUUGUCCAUGGAGACAUAAAAGCCUCAAAUAUUUUCCUCAACCCUCAAGGAUAUGGUUGUGUUUCUGAUAUCGGUAUGGCAACACUGAUGAGUCCAAUGCCACCACCAGUUAUGCGAGCUGCUGGGUACCGUGCCCCAGAAGUAACAGACAGUCGGAAAGCAACCCAAGCGUCUGAUGUUUACAGUUUCGGGGUCUUGCUGCUCGAGCUUCUCACAGGAAAGUCACCUAUACAUGCCACCGGUGGUGAUGAGGUUAUUCACUUGGUAAGGUGGGUAAAUUCUGUGGUUAGAGAAGAGUGGACUGCAGAAGUGUUUGAUGUAGCACUUUUGAGGUACCCCAAUAUAGAGGAGGAAAUGGUGGAGAUGUUACAAAUAGGAAUGGCUUGUGUUGUGAGAAUGCCAGAGCAGAGGCCAAAAAUGCCAGAGGUUGUAAAAAUGGUGGAGGAAAUCCAGCGAGGGAGUACCGAAAACCAGCCACCACCGGCAAAUAAGUCAGAAACCUCAAGUCCAACACCACAACCAACAACCGAAAUUGGUUCUUCCUCUGCUGCACAUUGAAAUUCUUUUUUGGUUGGUAGUAAGCUUUAGCUAAUAGGUAUUAGUGAUCAUGACAGAAUACUCUUUUUUUUUUUUUUUUUAAUAAUUAUUCUCUAUUUCAAUUCAUGCUGAAUUGAAAAGAAGGAUUUUAGAUUUCUUAGUUGUUUGUGUAUUUUAUGUUUCUGUAGCAAGUUGGGUGCUAAGAUUAGUUUAGCUACCUUAACCUGAUCCAUCUAAGUCAAAGCCAAGUUAGGUUUUUGUCGAUUUGCAUUAUUUAGUAAUGAGUCAUGAGUUUUUGUUAUGCAUGUGGAAUCAAAUGACCUUGCUCAAUGAU
Pistacia vera is the source of this 2568-nucleotide messenger RNA. RefSeq names its product probable inactive receptor kinase At4g23740. Gene Ontology annotation, molecular function: protein kinase activity; protein binding; ATP binding. The record is from RefSeq and is a predicted model, not a curated record. Gene Ontology annotation, biological process: protein phosphorylation. NCBI's taxonomy places the organism in Eukaryota, Viridiplantae, Streptophyta, Magnoliopsida, Sapindales, Anacardiaceae. The transcript is spliced from 2 exons. The coding region runs from base 351 to 2255 and encodes 634 amino acids.